AUGUCACCCCAAGGCGAUGGAAACCUCUCAGGGAUGCCUCUUCAGGAGUUCGUGCUGGAUGGAUUUGCGGGUGGCCCACAGACCCAGGCCCUGCUCUUCACCCUGUUCCUGGCCCUGUACAUGGUGGCCAUCCUGGGGAACCUCACCAUGAUCAUGGUCAUCACCCUGGAUGCCCGUCUGCACUCCCCAAUGUACUUCUUCCUCAAGAACCUCUCCUUCCUGGACUUGUGUUACUCAUCUGUCAUCGCCCCCAAGGCCCUGGCUGACUUCCUGUCAAGUUUAUCCUCCAAGUUUAUCACUUUUGAGGGAUGUAUCAUUCAAUUUUUCUUUUUCUCCCUACUGGGCACCACUGAGGCAUUCCUCCUGGCUGUGAUGGCCUAUGACCGCUUCGUGGCCAUCUGCAGCCCCCUGCGCUACCCCAUCUCCAUGCGCCCCUCAGUCUGUGCCCGCCUGGUGCUGGGCUCCUACGGUGGGGGCUGCCUCAACUCCAUCCUGCAGACCAGCUUCACAUUCAGCCUCCCGUUCUGCAGCUCCAAUCACAUCGACCACUUCUUCUGUGAUGUGCUGCCUCUGCUCAAGCUUGCCUGUGCUGAGACUACCAUCAAUGAGCUGGUCAUGUUUGCCAUCUGUGGCCUCAUCAUCGUGGGCACCACACUCGUGGUCCUCAUCUCCUACAGCUACAUCACAGGGACCAUCCUGAGGAUGCGCUCAGGAGGAGGGAGACACAAGCUCUUCUCCACCUGUGGCUCCCACAUGACAGCCGUGUCCCUCUUUUAUGGGACUGUCUUUGUCAUGUAUGCCCAGCCAGGAGCUGUGGAGUCCAUGGAGCAGGGCAAGGUGGUCUCUGUCUUCUACACCCUGGUCAUCCCGAUGCUCAACCCCCUCAUCUACAGUCUGAGAAACAAGGAUGUGAAGGAUGCCCUGUGGAGACUGGGGCAGAAACACACAGCCAUGUGGAUGAUGGCCAGAGAGACAGGGUCUUGA
Messenger RNA from Cervus elaphus (red deer), 984 nucleotides. RefSeq names its product olfactory receptor 12-like. Gene Ontology annotation, biological process: sensory perception of smell; G protein-coupled receptor signaling pathway. Gene Ontology annotation, cellular component: membrane. The coding region runs from base 1 to 984 and encodes 327 amino acids. The record is from RefSeq and is a predicted model, not a curated record. Lineage: Eukaryota; Metazoa; Chordata; Mammalia; Artiodactyla; Cervidae. Gene Ontology annotation, molecular function: olfactory receptor activity; odorant binding; G protein-coupled receptor activity. The transcript has a single exon.